Messenger RNA from Nomascus leucogenys (northern white-cheeked gibbon), 2413 nucleotides. It is a transcript of the gene KHK, whose product is annotated as ketohexokinase. Gene Ontology annotation, molecular function: ketohexokinase activity. The record is from RefSeq and is a predicted model, not a curated record. Gene Ontology annotation, biological process: fructose metabolic process. NCBI's taxonomy places the organism in Eukaryota, Metazoa, Chordata, Mammalia, Primates, Hylobatidae.
GGGCGGGGCAGCCGCGACCGCGGGCUUCAGGCAGGGCUGCAGAUGCGAGGCCCAGCUCUACCUCACGGAUCCACGGUCGGGAGUCGGAGACGCAGGUGCAGCAGAGGGCGGGGCAAGUAGCGUAUUUCCAGCGCAUUUUCUCUUUGCAUUCUCGAGAUCGCUUAGCCGCGCUUUAAAAAGGUUUGCAUCAGCUCCGAGUCCAUCUGACAAGCGAGGAAACUGAGGCUGAGAAGUGGGAGGCGUUGCCAUCUGCAGGCCCAGGCCACCUGCUACCGGAAGACCGGGGACCAAGACCUCUGGGUUGGCUUUCCCAGACCAGCUCGGGUCUUCGGGUGUCGGGAGCAAGGGCCCUGCUCCUUUCGUUCCCUGCACCCCUGGCCGCUGCAGGUGGCUCCCUGGAGGAGGAGCUCCCACGCGGAGGAGGAGCCAGGGCAGCUGGGAGCGGGGACGCCAUCCUCCUGGAUAAGAGGCAGAGGCCGGGAGGAACCCCGUCAGCCAGGCGGGCAGGAAACUCUGGGAGCAGCCUCAUGGAAGAGAAGCAGAUCCUGUGCGUGGGGCUAGUGGUGCUGGACGUCAUCAGCCUGGUGGACAAGUACCCUAAGGAGGACUCGGAGAUAAGGUGUUUGUCCCAGAGAUGGCAGCGUGGAGGCAACGCGUCCAACUCCUGCACCGUUCUCUCCCUGCUCGGAGCCCCCUGUGCCUUCAUGGGCUCGAUGGCUCCUGGCCAUGUUGCUGAUUUUGUCCUGGAUGACCUCCGCCGCUAUUCUGUGGACCUACGCUACACGGUCUUUCAGACCACAGGCUCCGUCCCCAUCGCCACGGUCAUCAUCAACGAGGCCAGUGGUAGCCGCACCAUCCUAUACUAUGACAGGAGCCUGCCAGAUGUGUCUGCUACAGACUUUGAGAAGGUUGAUCUGACCCAGUUCAAAUGGAUCCACAUUGAGGGCCGGAACGCGUCGGAGCAGGUGAAGAUGCUGCAGCGGAUAGACGCACACAACACCAGGCAGCCUCCAGAGCAGAAGAUCCGGGUGUCCGUGGAGGUGGAGAAGCCACGAGAGGAGCUCUUCCAGCUGUUUGGCUAUGGAGACGUGGUGUUUGUCAGCAAAGAUGUGGCCAAGCACUUGGGGUUCCAGUCAGCAGAGGAAGCCCUGAAGGGCUUGUAUGGUCGUGUGAGGAAAGGGGCUGUGCUUAUCUGUGCCUGGGCUGAGGAGGGCGCCGACGCCCUGGGCCCCGAUGGCAAAUUGCUCCACUCGGAUGCUUUCCCGCCACCCCGUGUGGUGGAUACCCUGGGAGCUGGAGACACCUUCAAUGCCUCCGUCAUCUUCAGCCUCUCCCAGGGGAGCAGCAUGCAGGAAGCACUGAGAUUCGGGUGCCAGGUGGCCGGCAAAAAGUGUGGCCUGCAGGGCUUUGAUGGCAUCGUGUGAGAGCAAGUGCGGCAGGAGGUGCCGGCUCCCCGCACGCCAUGGAGGUUACCAUUGCGGCUGCAUCGCCUUCUCCCCUCCAUCCAGCCCGGCGUCCAGGUUGCCCUGCUCAGGGGACAGAUGCAGGCUGUGGGGAAGACUCUGCCUGUGUCCUGUGUUCCCCACACACCUCUCCCUGCAGAGCCUCAGAGCAAAUAAAUCUUCCUCAGAGCCAGCUUCCCCUGGCAGUUUGUCCUCAAUGUCUGAACUGCUCUGGCUGGGCAUUCCUGAGGCUCUGACUCUUCGGUCCUCCCUCUUUGUGUCCAUUCCCCAAAUUAACCUCUCCGCCCAGGCCCAGAGGAGGGGCUGCCUGGGCUAGAGCAGCGAGAAGUACCCUGGGCUUGCCACCAGCUCUGCCCUGGCUGGGGAGCACACUCAGUGCCCCACACCCAGUGAACCUGCCAAAGAAGCCGUGAGAGCUCUUCAGGGCCCUGCGUUGUGCAGACUCUAUUCCCAUAGCUGAGAAGCUGGGAGUCCACACCGCUGAGCUAAACUGACAGGCCAGUGGGCGUGGUGGGGGGGCGCCUCCUCUGCCCUGCCCACCAGCCUGUGAUUUGAUGGGGUCUUUGUUGUCCAAAAAUAUCUCCUCCCGCUGACUGCCCCAGAACCUGAAAGUCUCACCCUUGGAAUUAAGGGGAUGCCUCAGCCACAAAUGUGACCCAGGAUACAGAGAGUUGCUGUCCUCAGGGAGGUUGGAUCUGGAACACACUGGAAUUGGGGCCAACUCCAAUAUAGGGUGGGUAAGGCCUUACAAUGUAAAGAGCAUAUAAUGUAAAGGGCUUUAGAGUCAGACAGACCUGGAUUCAAAUCUGUCAUUUAAUUAACUGCAUGUCACCUUAGGGUACAGCACUUAACGCAGUCUGCCUCAAUUUCUUUAUCUGUCAAAUGGAGCCAAUUCUGCUUGGCUACAGAAUUGUGAGGAUAAAAUCAUAUAUAAAAUGCCCAGCAUGAUG